GCACGGCCUGGCCACAUGCCUGCUUUCCAGCCCCAGCCCUUCCCCGUUGUCCCGCCCCGGCCCGGUUCGCCUCCAGCACUCGUCCGCUUCCGGUCUGUGCGAGCCCACGCAGCUCCCCAGGCACUGCGCUGGCACAGCCGCAGCAUGGAGGGUGUGGAGCAGCAUGAGGGCACCGUCCAGGUGCAGAGCCAGAGCCUCUUCUUCCGGGAGGCUCGGCCGGCUGGUGGGCAGGCCGCCCGAUUCUCUGUGCUGCUGUUGCAUGGGAUCCGCUUCUCCUCCGAGACCUGGCAGAAUCUGGGCACGCUGCUCAGGCUGGCCCAGGCUGGCUACCGGGCUGUGGCCAUUGACCUUCCAGGUCUGGGCCACUCCAAGGAAGCAGCAGCCCCUGCCCCUAUAGGGGAGCUGGUCCCCAGCAGCUUUCUGGCAGCUGUGGUGGAUGCCUUGGACCUGGGACCCCCGGUUGUGAUCAGCCCGUCGCUGAGUGGCAUGUACUCCCUGCCCUUCCUCACAGCCCCUGGCUCCCAGCUCCGAGGCUAUGUGCCCGUGGCCCCCAUCUGCACUGACAAAAUCAGUGCUGCCGACUAUGCCAGUGUGAAGACCCCAGCUCUUAUUGUCUAUGGAGACCAGGACCCCAUGGGUCAGACCAGCUUUGAGCACCUGAAGCAGCUGCCCAACCACCGGGUGUUGGUCAUGAAGGGGGCGGGGCACCCUUGUUACCUUGACAAACCCGAGGAGUGGCACACCGGGCUGCUGGAUUUCCUGCAGGGGCUAGCAUGAGGCCCAGCCCUGCUGUCCAGGGUGGGCUGCUUGCCUUUCUGGGGCUCUCUCUCCAUGCAUAUGCAACAGGUGUGUGUGUCUGUCUGUCUGAGUGCUUAUCUUUCCGGGUCUGUCUUUUCCUCUUUCUCUUGUAGUGACACGCGGAGGAGGUGAAAUCAAGAGAAAACAUUCAGGAAUCAAGGGACGUGAUCUGGUGGAGGGUAACCCAUGAGAUGCGCUUCUGCUAUAGGCCUUUCUGCUAGGCUCUUACUCCUUCCUCUGCUCUGCCCAGCAGGCUCUCACUCCUGCUUUGCCCAACCAACCCCACCUCCCUCCCACAUCUGCCUCCGCUGGCUGCCCCCGAAGGGCACUCCUAGCCCCUAUGCCACGUCUUAGGCCACACAUACAUACAUGCCCAUGUACAUGCUUACACAUGUUCCCAAAUAUGACCGGACAUACACGUACAUGCACCUGACUGAAUGCACGCUCAGGUGCAGCUUUGCGUUGCCUGCAGACACGCAUGCUUGUGCUUCUACACAAACACUAUCAUAGGCACAUGAGCCCUCCCAACCACGCAGCACCCCACUGUCUGGGAAGGUGGGGACCCCAGGGACCAGUCCUUGCAGGAGAUCCUUUGCCAGACUUAGGGUGUGGCCUGCCCUGAACUCUACUCACCCACAGGUUGCAGCUGACUCCAGACCAGAAUUGCCCCCUAAAGGAGAGGACCACCCUUUUGACCCUCAUAUCUCUGUUUUCCCUCUUUUUUCUGGAUGCUCCAGAUUAUCAGGCCUAGAUCUUCUGAGCCAAGCUUCUUUCCUGCUUCCAGGUUGGGGGGUAGAAAGGAGAGUGGAGAUCGUGAAAUAAAGUGAAGCAAUUAGA
This is a messenger RNA of Molossus molossus (Pallas's mastiff bat), 1635 nucleotides long. RefSeq names its product abhydrolase domain containing 14B (gene ABHD14B). NCBI's taxonomy places the organism in Eukaryota, Metazoa, Chordata, Mammalia, Chiroptera, Molossidae. Bases 16 to 777 code for a protein of 253 amino acids. Gene Ontology annotation, cellular component: cytoplasm. The record is from RefSeq and is a predicted model, not a curated record. The transcript has 4 exons.